This is a messenger RNA of Erythranthe guttata (spotted monkey flower), 1286 nucleotides long. The record is from RefSeq and is a predicted model, not a curated record. Lineage: Eukaryota; Viridiplantae; Streptophyta; Magnoliopsida; Lamiales; Phrymaceae.
GUUGCCGUAAGAGAUCUAGAGAGAGAGAAAAAAAAAUCUAGAGAGAGAAAACAAGAAUAUAGUAAUAAUAAUAAUAAUGGAAAUGAAGGAACAAAUAAUAAUUCGAAAAGGGCCGUGGACGGAGCAAGAAGACGCGCAGCUCGUAUUCUACGUGAACUUGUUCGGCGAUCGGAGAUGGGAUUUCAUAGCGAAAGUAUCAGGUUUGAAGGUGGCGGGAGAAAGAUAUAUGAUAGAGAGGUAGUAGCUAGUAGCUAGGGCUUGUUUGGAGCAUAUAUGGAAAACCAACAAAAAAAAAAAAAAAAAAAAAAAAAUGAUUGAAAUUGCACAUAUGCCCCCCAAAAAGUUUUAACUGCUGUUUUGUGCCCAUGUGUGUGUGGAUAUGUUUUAUGUUGUGGUUGCAGGUUUGAAAAGAACAGGAAAGAGUUGCAGGCUGCGUUGGGUUAAUUACUUGCACCCUGGUCUCAAGAGGGGGAAGAUGACUACUCAUGAAGAAAAACUUGUUCUUGAACUUCACAAUAAAUGGGGAAACAGAUGGUCGAGAAUUGCUCGGAAAAUACCGGGGCGCACGGACAACGAGAUCAAGAACUACUGGAGAACACACAUGAGGAAGAAGGCUCAAGAUCAGAAGAAGACGAAAAGGAUGAUUUCGCCCUCACUAUCAUCUUCAUCCUCGUCGUCGUUUUCCAACUCCUCCACCUCAUCCAUCUCCAACAACUCACGCCCUAACGCGGGACCCACCGUCGAUUCUUCCUCUCGGGCAAACACGGCAGGCGAAAAGGAAGAAGAAAUAAGCACGAAAGUUUACUCGAUGGACGAAAUAUGGAAAGAUAUCGAGUUGUCGGAAGAAAGUAGUAAUUUCAAAUGCCAAGAAAUGAUCUCUCACACAUGGGAUAUGUUGAUGCAACCAAUUGGUGAUGACAAUUUCCAUUCUCUCCCUUUUUAUAAUCAUAUAUGAUUAAAAUUGGCUAAUUAUUUAUUUAUAUAUCAAGAAAAUUGCAUAAGAAUUAAGAAGAAGAAUUUGUUUAUAGAACUUAGAUCUAUUUUGUAAGGAAUUAGAUGGGAAAGUUCACAAGUUUAUGUGUAUAGGAUUUAGGGUUUCAAGUAGUUAUGGUAACUAAUUUUAUUAGUGGGAAGUAGAGUGAGGUUUAAAUAAUUUAGUCUUUGGGCUAAUUAAAUUAUAUUCUACUGUGUAAUGUAAUAAUGUAACAUAUGUUUUUUUUUUCGUUUAGAAAUUAAUGUAACAUAUGUUGGUGUAAUGAAUAAAUUUAUAAAAUAUUUUCUUGUGC